AUGAGUAAUCGGAAAAAUACUAAUAAGAAUGAAUAUUAUAUGAAAAAGACUAGAAGCGGAAAGCCCGGCAGAAAACAAGAGGUGGAUGCACCCGAAGGUCAUAAAGAAAUCUUUAAGAAUUCUUUAGUAAGAAUGUUUUUGGUAUUUAUAAUUCUAGCAAUACAAAAUAUUUGUGCAAUAGUAGAAGCCAAUGCAGUAGAGGAUAUACUGAAAACAGUUUUAUUCGAGGAGAAUGGAAUAAGCUGGACAGUUAAACUAAGAGGGGCACUUUGCCCAAUUAUGCUAUAUGUAUGCGAUAAAAACAAUCAUAUUUAUAAUAUUCGGUUCAACUCUUCAGAAAUAGAUGCAUACUAUAUUAUGUCAGACAAGACAAAUAAUAACCAAUACACAAGAGACCCAAGCAAAGACACUGUGCAUAAAAAGGAUAUAAAUGGUGACGUAUUAAGAGCAUUUGAUAUAGACUAUUACACUACACUCAUUAGCAUGUUUCCCUCACCUAAGCAAAAAAUAAGUAUCUUUCCAGAAGAAGAUUGUAAAGACUCAUUUACUCUUUUUUUGAAGAGCGAACCUGUGAAGAAGCACGCCCAUAUGAUUCUUGCGUCGCUCUUGCUGCUCUCGGAGGGGAUAAAAGUGCCGCUGUUCUUCGAUAAGACGCCAGGCUCAUCCCAAAGGCUUGUACUAAAGAAGGUAGGUCAAGAGAAAAGAAAAGAAGAAGAGCACUUUUCUCUUGAAAUGGUUAUUUCUAUGCCGCAGAUAGAAAAAGAUAAUGGUUGUGAUGGGCAGAAAUUGGAUACUUAUCAAAAGAAGGCAGUAGAGGUUAUUGAGUUUUUUAUUCAUUAUGCUAAUGAUUAUUGUAAGGUGAAAUAUUCUUGGCCGGGUAUGAAGCCCACCGCUGCUGUAUCGGGUCCUUUUCAAUUUUAUGAAAGAAUAGAAUGGCUAGAUCGUCUUAUGAAAACCCCAUACUGGCUUAUACAGACGUAUAUACAUUUCUUUCUAGAAACUGUAGAAGAAGCAAACAGCUUUAAUAGAACAGUAUAUUUAAUGCUGGAUGAGCACAUAAUAGAAAGUAGAAGAAAUAAUCUGGUGUUAGAAGAAGAAAAGGAAAGAAGACUCUUCGAUGAUCUCUUUUCUAAUGACCAUAAUGAGCUUAAAGAAAUGCUUAGAUAUUGGGAGAAAAUACAAAAACUGAAGAGUUUGGUAAAGCCCCCUGAAAAAAUACAAUUACUUCCCUUUACAAAACACUCAGAGCUUCCUAUUAAAAAAGUAGUCAAUUUAGAUAUUUUUGAAAAAGUACAGUUGAAAACAGAAAUAGCUCUGGAUGAAAUAGAGGCUGCUUUACUUGGAAUAUUCUCCUGUCUUACAUACGACCCAAAUACCAAUUCAUAUGAGACAGACCACAUUCCAAAUCUACACGUAGGAAUAAAGAGUUUUUUUUCUAUGCCAGUUGACUGCAUUAGCUAUGUUUUAAACAGGGCAUGCGGGAUAAAUGUAAGACAAGAUAACAAUAAGCCCAUAAAAAAGGAUAGUUUUAAUAUGGCAAUAGGAAAGGAAGUAACACAUGAAAUUUACUGCCAGUGGAAAAAAAUAAUUAGAAAUAUAAUGAAAGAUAGAGAAAUAGGCAAAUACGAAAAUGAUCAAAAGAUUGCUGUGGGUGGCAUUAUUGAUUUGAUCUCCAUUGUUUUGGCGCUUGCAGGAAAAUCUAAAGAAGAAAUAAAGGAAAUGGUGGAAAUCUCAAUAUUAAGCAUAGCUAGUGUAAGUGGAGAAAAUAAUAUAAAUCCAUUUAGAAUCUUUAUAAGCUUAUUAGAGGAAAAAAUAUCAACUGUUCUUGCUUCUCUCUCAAGAAACUGCAUAGCAAGCAAAAACUUAGAUAAGUGGUACAAAAAUAACUCUUCAUUUGAAGAAGGAAGAGAGGUAUUUACGUUAUUUACCAUGCGUAAUAUAUAUGAAUGCAAUCAUAUUUUUGAUUUUUAUGGAAACUUAAAGAUCUAUUAUGCAUACAAAAGACAAGCACAGCCUAUGAUUAUUGAUUUGAGUUCCAAAAAAACCGCAGCCCUAGAGCUUGGCAGUCCCAUUAUAAAGCUAGAUAAAGGUAUAGAAGAGGAAGUAAGGUACUUAAAAAGAGAUAUAAUCAACAUGCAGAGACUUGCAUUUCCGUAUUUUAUCCUUUCUGAUUAUGCAGUGCAUAUAGAAUUAUACACACUAUGUGAUUAUAUAAUAAUUAAUUCUGGUUAUAUAAAGCUGGUCAAUAAGACAGCAUAUAGCACACUAGAUCUAAUUUAUCCAAAAGUCCAGCCAUUUCAAUAUGAAGUUGAAUAUACAACAGACAAACUCAAUAUUAUUAUAUUCAUGAUGUGGGAUCAUAGGUUUGCUCCAGUACACACCUACUAUAAUCUUCGUUAUAUAAACAAUAUACUAGCCAACCAGCAGGAGCCAAGUAUGGAAAUUCGAAAAUACUUAAUUAUUUGCAUAGGGUGCAGAGUAAAUAAUAUAAAAGAAAAUUUGUCUAAAGUGCAGGGCAUCAGAAAUGAAACAUGGGAAGUCCAUAGAUUAGUGUGCAUAAAAGACAUGGUAAAAAUCAUUAAUAAUCUACUUUUAGUUGGCUCGGAUUUAGAUGUUGCAAAUGCAAUAGUUACAUACGCUCAGAUACUUUGGUACGUAUACGAAAAAAAUGCAACUGAACUGCUUGAAAGGUUAUCCAGGGAAGGGAGAAAUAAAGCAAUUGAGUGCUUAAAGAAAUACUGCGAUAUUUCAGACAAAACCACAGCGUAA
This is a messenger RNA of Nematocida ausubeli, 2769 nucleotides long. RefSeq lists its product as uncharacterized. Lineage: Eukaryota; Fungi; Microsporidia. The coding region runs from base 1 to 2769 and encodes 922 amino acids. The transcript has a single exon. The record is from RefSeq and is a predicted model, not a curated record.